Molecule: messenger RNA, 1290 nt
Organism: Diaporthe batatas
Lineage: Eukaryota; Fungi; Ascomycota; Sordariomycetes; Diaporthales; Diaporthaceae
Exons: 2
Coding region: 1-1290 (429 amino acids)
Biological process (GO): steroid biosynthetic process
Molecular function (GO): 3-beta-hydroxy-Delta5-steroid dehydrogenase (NAD+) activity
Source: RefSeq, a predicted model, not a curated record
AUGUCACCAGCGGCUGAAAAUGGCCGAGAUGGCAAGUCGGAUGGCGUCGCGCAGUUCGAAACCCACCCACUGGACUCGUCUUUAGAGGCCGCUCUUUGCAUUAGAUGUACUGGCAAGCAGCGUGACUUUGUUUCAUUUGCUGCGACUAUCACUAUGACCAGAUUGGACACUAUGGCCCCUUCACUCAGCCCGAUUCUUGUCACUGGUGGCUGUGGCUUCAUCGGCUACCACCUCGUCAAAGACCUUCUGGCUCAAGAGCCCCAGAGCGAGAUCCACGUUAUCGACAUCAAUGUGGGGCGCAACACUCAUCCCGGAGUGAAGUAUCACGAAUGUGACAUCGCCUCAGCCGCCGAUGUCGAGGCAAUCUUUCAGCAGGCUAGACCCAGGACCGUCUUCCACGUCGCUUGUCCCGAUUCCAUGGUACAGCAACCCGAAGUAUUCAGACGCGUCAACGUCGGCGGAGCGAAGAAUAUCCUCUCAGCGGCCCAAAAAGUCGGGACAGUCCGCUCCUUGGUCAACACGUCCACCUCCUCCGUGAUCCACGACAAUAUCAGCGACCUCGUCGACGCGGAUGAUUCGACACCUGUGCUCAAGUACCCGGCACAGAAGCGGGUUUACACGUUAACCAAGGCCGAAGCAGAAGCAGACCUCAUCGCCGCAAAUCGGCGUGGCGGCGAUUCAUCAUUGUUGGUCGUCUCACUGCGUCCCGCCACCGCGUUUGGCGAACGAGACACAAUCUUCAUGGGCAAGAUCGUGGCCUCCUGCAGAGCCGGCAAGGGCAACGUUCAGAUAGGCCCCGGCACCAAUGAGUAUGACGUUAUGUACGUGUCGAACCUCAUCGACGCGCACAUUCUUGCCGCACGGGCACUACACAAUGCUUAUGGCAAACCUGCGCCGGAGGACAGCAAACGCGUCGACGGCCAGUGUUUCAACGUCACGAAUCACGAACGCAUCCUCUUUUGGGACUUUCAGCGAGGUGUAUCCGCGUCUAUCGGACUGCCGGUGAAGCCGGAAGAGAUUAAGGUUGUUCUCGCAUGGGUUGCGCUCCUUGGGGCGUUUAUUAUUGAAUGGGUCACUUGGAUUCGGACUCUGGGCCGCGGCCAUCCGGCCGUCACACGAGAAGCUGUUCACCUCACAACCAUUACACGUACUCUCAAUGCAGAUCGUUUCCGACGGGUUACUGGGUACCAGCCCAAGGUCAGCAUACAUGAAGGCCUUGAAAUCGCCGGUAAAUGGUUCGUGGAGGAGCACAGGAGGAACCAAGAGAUUGGGACGAAAAAGGACAUCUAA